GCUAUGGCACUGCAGGCUGAAAUGCUCAAUCCCACAGGAGCUUCAGAAGCGUCCAGAGUAUUCGUUCUUGAUAGCACUAUGCUCAUCAACUGUGGCGACAUUUGCUUGCUACCCACUUGACACUGUCAGGCGCCAAAUGCAAAUGCGAGCAACUCCUUUCAAGUGUGUGUCUGAGGCGAUUCCAGGUAUUAUUGCCAGAGACGGGGUCCAAGGCCUGUAUCGGGGAUUCAUUGCCAACGCUCUAAAGAAUUUGCCAAACACAAGUAUUAGGCUUGCAACGUUUGAUGCGGCAAAGUUGCUCAUUGACAGAAGCCACAAGGAGUUUGAUGAGCUAGUCCUUCGUAAUCAUGAACAGCUUAUGAAGCAGCACGCACCAACAUGAAACACUUUGGGAGGCACAGUCUGCCUGAAUGGAAAAGCAAACAGAUCUCCAGGCAUUCACUUUCUUUUUCUGUUUGCUCAGAACAAUUGGUGUUUCCACCACAACACAAACUGAUUACGAGUGCAGUAGACAGAUAUGUGAAGCACACAGGUUCUACUCGUACUCUAGGCAGACUGCUUUCAAUGUCCUGCUUUGAUGGCUAUGGAAGGCAUUCUUUCGCUUGCUAAUCUAAUGGGCGGUGGCUGCUAUGCCUGCAUGGAUGAAUGCUAUGAAGAUAUGCAUGCGUAAGGGUGUGGCAAAUGCCCCUUCCCUUCUCUCCAUUGCUGUUGAAAAUGAAGCAGGCACUCACCUUUUACCUUGAGGCCUAAGAAAGAUCUAGGGAAUUUUCUUCUUCUGUCGUGCACACUGUGAAUGUGCAUCCUUUGUCCCCUCCCCACUCCUCAUCGCCGAGCAAAGCGAAGCAAUUGCUCACCUUUUAGAGCUUUGCAUGCACAGAAGAUCGGGGGGAGGCACUCGGACAAUCACUGCUUGCAUUUUUUAGGUUGCGAGCAUUUUUUCCUCCCCUUUGGACUAUCCACGGGUGUGGGCAUACAUGCCCCACAGUGCCUUCUGAUAAUUGCUUACCUGUAUAUGUGGCAUGUUUGCUGUGCAGUGCACAUCAGAUGCCAAUGGACAACAGUUCCAUCCACACUGUUGGAGUCUAUGGCUCAGCUAAAUUCUCUGCUGUCCAUGACUUCUCUGUUUGGCUAUCUACACGCGGGUAUCUUUCUGUUCAGAAGCUCGCUGCUUUCCACCCAGUGUAGCUUGGGCGUGAUAAAAAAGUUAUUUUGCUCCUUACCAAUACUGGCUGAUGAUCGCCAGUGGUUUUCCUGGACUAGUUUCCUUCUCUUCUGCCUGUGGCACUCCAUCUCUUCUCUCUUCUCUAGUGGCUUGGUAUGGCAUAUACUUCUAUGCUGUACGGGCAUUGACACGGACAAAGCAAUUCGUUUCUGCGGUAUGUACUAUGCUGUUAUUCCUUCUCAUACUACUUUAUAUGGAGUAUUCGUUGCUGACAAGGCGGCAGAGCUUCAAGCAAUAUGCCAAGUUGCUUAGGUGGGGGUGAGUUGUGGUAAUGAACAUACUGACGACGAUCUCAGUGGCUCCAGUGGAGCCUGCUACUGCUUUGUGUACAUUGCAGAAAAAUACCUACGCUUUGGAGUGCGGACGUCCGGAGAGUGAGGCUGCUGUACAGCAGGUGUUCUUCUUCAUUUGGAGGAACGUAGUUCUGUUUGGGACUUUGUUUACAACAUUACACCGAACAAUUUGUGACCUGUAAUCAUCAUUUCAACUCAUCUCCUGCUUAUGCCCUCUUCAGUGAACCAGCAUUUCCUCUGCUGGCAUGCUAGCAACUGAUGCAUUGGCCUUCACUGGAUUUAAAGUUCACAACUUCACAAUCCUUUAGCGACUGAUUGUGACACCCUUCUGAGGACCUGGAGUAAGUUCCACUACCUUCCUUUUUGCCAUAGCACGAUGAUAACAAGUGACACUCGCAUAAGGAAUAGAGAUACCCUUCUGAGGACCUGGAGUAAGUUCCAUCCUUUUUGCCAUAGCACGAUGAUAACAAGUGACACUCGCAUAAGGAAUAGAGAAGAAUGUGCAGGACAAGCUCUGUGAUAGUGCUUUUGUAUCGGCAAUGAAUGCAUGACAUGACAAUCCUCUUCAACAACUUACCCCUCAGGAAAGUGAGAAUAGGUUCAUGGCUCCUGGCGAGGACUUGAUUCUGCAGUGACAAAGAUCAUUCAUAGCUGGCGUCAUCGCAGUCUGAAGGAUAGUGGUGUCCUGUUUGGUAAUUGUACGGAGGCUGUCAGAGGGGCGAUGCUGUGGUGUUCUGUUUGGUAAUUGUAUGGAGGCUGUCAGAGGGGCGAUGCUGUGGUGUUCUGUUUGGUAAUUGUAUGGAGGCUGUCAGAGGGGCGAUGCUGAGGCCAGGCAUCUUUUCAUGGGCGAAGUAAUAAAUGUCUUUCCAAGAU
Molecule: messenger RNA, 2388 nt
Organism: Chara braunii
Lineage: Eukaryota; Viridiplantae; Streptophyta; Charophyceae; Charales; Characeae
Source: the annotation of a GenBank genome assembly